Molecule: messenger RNA, 1062 nt
Organism: Sporisorium graminicola
Lineage: Eukaryota; Fungi; Basidiomycota; Ustilaginomycetes; Ustilaginales; Ustilaginaceae
Exons: 1
Coding region: 1-1062 (353 amino acids)
Biological process (GO): protein import into peroxisome matrix
Cellular component (GO): peroxisomal matrix; cytosol
Molecular function (GO): protein binding
Source: RefSeq, a predicted model, not a curated record
AUGUUGCCACCACAGCCCCCGCUCGCGCGCGUCCGCACGCCCGGGUUUGCCGGCUACGGCCUGGCAUGGUCGCCCUUCUUCGAUCGUCGCUUGGCCGUCGCCUCGUCGGCCAACUAUGGGCUGGUGGGUAACGGGCGGCUCCACAUCCUCUCGCUGGCGCCCAACAGCGCCUCUUCGCCGACACCAGAACUGGUCGUGGAAAGGGUGUUCGACACGCAGGACGGCCUGUACGAUCUGGCGUUCAGCGAGGCGCACGAGAACCAGCUGGUGACCGCCUCGGGCGAUGGCUCGAUCAAGCUGUGGGACUGCGCGCUGCCGGACCACCCGAUCCGCAACUGGGCCGAGCACAACCGCGAGGUGUUCAGCGUCGACUGGAACAACAUCAACAAGGACGUCUUUGCGAGUUCCAGCUGGGACGCCAGUGUGCGCAUCUGGCACCCGGAGCGCCCCACGAGUCUCAUGGCCAUCACCACGGCGCAUACGGGCUGCGUCUAUGCCUGUGCCUUUUCGCCGCACAAUCCGGACCUGCUCGCCACCGCCUGUGGCGACGGCCAUCUGCGGCUCUUUGAUCUCCGGCAGCCGGCGGCGCAGGCGAGCGUCACGGUGCCCGUCGGCGGCGAGGUGCUCUGUCUCGACUGGAACAAGUAUCGCCCCAUGACGCUCGCCACGGGCAGCACCGACCGCGUCAUCAAGACGUGGGAUCUGCGCAGUGCACUUUCCAAGCCGAAUGCGGGCGUCGCGUCGCCGCUCGAGAUGGGCACACCCACGGCAGCGAUGCUCGGGCACGAGUAUGCGAUUCGCAAAGUCGCCUUUUCUCCGCACGCCCCACCGCUGCUCGCGAGUGCGAGCUACGACAUGACCGCGAGGAUAUGGGAUACUGACGCUGCGGCGCUCGGUGGGCCCCACGGCGCCCAACAAUUGUCGCAAGGGGGUAACUCGAUGCGCAAGAUUCACGAGACACAUACAGAGUUCGUUGUGGGCGUAGCUUGGAGUUUGUUCCAGGAGGGUCUGGUGGCGAGUACUGCGUGGGACAGCGAGACACAUCUUUGGGCUGCUCCUUAG